Molecule: messenger RNA, 3336 nt
Organism: Ceratotherium simum simum (southern white rhinoceros)
Lineage: Eukaryota; Metazoa; Chordata; Mammalia; Perissodactyla; Rhinocerotidae
Gene: ATP12A
Product: ATPase H+/K+ transporting non-gastric alpha2 subunit
Biological process (GO): intracellular potassium ion homeostasis; sodium ion export across plasma membrane; intracellular sodium ion homeostasis
Cellular component (GO): plasma membrane
Molecular function (GO): P-type sodium:potassium-exchanging transporter activity; ATP binding; ATP hydrolysis activity
Source: RefSeq, a predicted model, not a curated record
CUCCGGUCGCGUCAUGGCCCAGAAAACGCCAGAAAUUUACUCUGUGGAGCUCAGUGGAACUGAAGACGUGGAGAAAACAGACAGGGGGGGUGGUGGCGGCAAGGAGAAGUACAGGGGCCUGAAGAACAAGCGCUUGGGACUCAGAAAGAAUCACCAGAAGGAAGCACUGAAAAAAGAACUUGGUCUGGAGGACCACAAACUCAGCACUAAGGAGUUGGAAAAGAAAUACGGUACCAACAUCAUUACGGGUCUCUCCAGCACCCAGGCUGCUGAGCUCCUGGCCCGGAACGGGCCCAACGCCCUCACCCCUCCCCAGGAAACACCGGAGAUUAUCAAGUUCCUCAAGCAGAUGGUGGGGGGGUUCUCUAUCCUUCUGUGGAUAGGAGCCAUCCUGUGCUGGGUCGCAUAUGCGAUUCAGUACUUCAGCGAUAAGUCCUCAUCCCUAGACAACGUGUACCUGGGCGUUGUGCUUGCCCUGGUCGUUAUUUUCACGGGCAUCUUUGCUUACUACCAAGAGGCGAAAAGCACCAACAUCAUGGCCAGUUUUAGUAAGAUGAUCCCACAGCAAGCUCUUGUCAUUCGAGAUUCAGAGAAGAAGACAGUCCCUGCAGAGCAGCUGGUGGUGGGGGACAUAGUGGAGAUUAAAGGAGGAGACAAGAUUCCUGCGGACAUCAGGUUGCUGUCUGCUCAGGGGUGUAAGGUCGAUAACUCAUCUCUCACUGGGGAAUCUGAGCCCCAGUCUCGCUCUUGUGAGUUUACCCACGACAGUCCCUUGGAAACAAAGAAUAUUGGCUUCUAUUCUACCACCUGUCUGGAAGGCACAGCAACUGGCUUGGUCAUCAACACAGGUGACCACACCAUCAUUGGUCAGAUCGCCUCCCUGGCUUCUGGAGUUGGACAUGAGAAGACGCCCAUUGCCAUUGAGAUCGAGCACUUUGUUCAUAUUGUGGGAGGAGUGGCCGUCUCCAUUGGCAUCCUUUUCUUCAUCAUCGCGGUGUCCAUGAAGUAUUCUGUCCUGAACUCCAUCAUCUUCCUCAUUGGCAUCAUUGUGGCCAAUGUGCCUGAGGGUCUCCUGGCCACUGUCACUGUGACUCUGUCACUGACAGCAAAGCGGAUGGCCAAGAAGAACUGCCUGGUAAAGAACCUGGAGGCCGUGGAGACCCUCGGCUCCACCUCCAUCAUUUGCUCCGACAAGACGGGGACUCUGACCCAGAACAGGAUGACCGUGGCCCAUCUGUGGUUCGAUAAUCAGAUCUUUGUGGCUGACACAAGUGAAGACCAUUCCAACCAAGUCUUUGAUCAAAGCUCUGGAACCUGGGCCUCCCUAUCAAAGAUAAUAACGUUGUGUAACCGAGCCGAAUUCAGACCCGGACAGGAGAGUGUCCCCAUCAUGAAGAAAGCUGUGGUUGGAGAUGCCUCAGAAACUGCUCUUCUGAAAUUCUCAGAGGUCAUUUUGGGUGACGUGAUGGAAGUUAGAAAAAGAAACCGCAAAGUAGCUGAAAUCCCUUUUAACUCGACCAACAAAUUUCAGCUCUCCAUCCACGAGACAGAUGACCCCAAUGACAAGCGCUUCCUCAUGGUAAUGAAAGGGGCCCCUGAGAGAGUCUUAGAGAAGUGCAGCACCAUCAUGGUCAAUGGCCAGGAGCAGCCUCUGGACGAGAGCAUGGCCGAGGCCUUCCACACAGCGUACAUGGAGCUGGGAGGCCUGGGGGAGCGUGUGUUGGGUUUCUGUCAUCUCUACUUGCCAGCAGACAAGUUUCCAGAAACCUAUUCCUUUGAUGUAGACACCAUGAACUUUCCCACUUCCGGCCUCUGUUUCGUGGGGCUCUUGUCCAUGAUCGAUCCCCCACGGUCCACGGUGCCCGACGCAGUCACCAAGUGCCGGAGUGCAGGCAUCAAGGUUAUCAUGGUUACAGGUGAUCAUCCAAUCACAGCCAAAGCUAUUGCCAAGAGUGUAGGUAUCAUUUCAGCCAACAGUGAGACGGUGGAGGACGUCGCGCAGCGCCUCAGCGUUCCUGUGGAGCAAGUGAACAAAGGGGACGCUAAAGCUGCAGUGGUGACUGGCAUGGCGCUGAAGGACAUGAGCCCGGAACAGCUGGACGAGCUCUUAACCAGCUACCCAGAGAUCGUCUUUGCCCGGACAUCCCCCCAGCAGAAGCUGAUCAUCGUGGAGGGCUGUCAAAGGCAGGAUGCAGUUGUCGCUGUGACAGGGGAUGGCGUUAAUGACUCUCCAGCUCUGAAGAAGGCAGACAUCGGGAUUGCCAUGGGGAUAGCAGGUUCUGACGCAGCCAAAAAUGCAGCUGACAUGGUCUUGCUGGAUGACAACUUCGCAUCUAUAGUCACCGGGGUGGAGGAGGGUCGCCUGAUCUUUGACAACCUAAAGAAGACUGUCGCUUACACCCUGACCAAGAACAUUGCUGAGCUGUGUCCUUUUCUGAUCUACAUCAUUGCUGGGCUCCCCCUGCCCAUUGGCACCAUUACCAUCUUGUUCAUCGACUUGGGCACAGACAUAAUUCCCUCCGUUGCCUUGGCUUACGAGAAAGCUGAAAGUGACAUUAUGAUCAGGAAGCCUCGCCACAAGAAGAAGGACAGACUGGUGAACAAGCCACUUGCCAUAUACUCUUACCUGCACAUUGGCCUCAUGCAAGCCCUGGGCGCUUUUGUUGUAUAUUUCACGGUGUAUGCACAGGAGGGCUUUAGACCCAGUGCUCUCAUUAACCUCCGGGUGGAGUGGGAAAAGGACGAUGUGAAUGACUUGGAAGACAGCUAUGGACAAGAAUGGACGAGCUACCAGAGGAAGUACGUAGAAUGGAUGGGCUACACGGCUUUCUUUGUUGGCAUCAUGAUCCAGCAAAUAGCAGAUCUGAUCAUCAGGAAAACCCGGAGGAAUUCCAUCUUCCAGCAGGGCCUCUUCAGAAAUAAAGUCAUCUGGGUGGGGAUUGCCUCACAGAUUAUCAUCGCGUUGAUCCUCUCCUAUGGCCUGGGAAGUGUCCCAGCCCUGAAUUUCACUGUGCUCCGGCCUCAGUAUUGGUUUGUGGCUGUGCCAUAUGCCAUUCUGAUUUGGGUAUAUGAUGAAGUACGAAAACAUUUCAUCAGACUCUACCCUGGAAGCUGGUGGGAUAAGAACAUGUAUUAUUAAGACCAUCUUACUUCACAAGCCUCCCAGCCACACCCUGGAGAUGUUCUUCCUUUUCUUGCCACUAGCUGGGAAGUUGCUGCAGGAGGGACAUCAUCAGGAUGCGUACAAGAAAAGGCAGAGAGCGUCUGAAAGAUGCUCACUGAUGUUUUGUGCUUUAAAGCAGAGAUUCAACUUUUUAUAUAUGAUUUUCAUCUCUA